Cloeon dipterum is the source of this 630-nucleotide messenger RNA. RefSeq names its product CD209 antigen-like. Bases 109 to 600 code for a protein of 163 amino acids. The record is from RefSeq and is a predicted model, not a curated record. NCBI's taxonomy places the organism in Eukaryota, Metazoa, Arthropoda, Insecta, Ephemeroptera, Baetidae. The transcript is spliced from 5 exons.
AUCUUGACUCGCUGAGGAAUAAACAAAGGGUUUCCGACGGGUAUAAAAGCUGCCAACAAAGUGUGCAGUCAAACAGAAUCAACUUGAAAGCAUCAAACCAUUUCGAAAAUGCUCAACCUCAAGUGUCUGGUAAUACUUCUCGCAUUGUCAUGUUUGGGAACAUGCAGGAAUCUCGGCAAUGAUAAAACGUCGCGAAAUUCACCUCGAAUCAAGGAAUUUGUAACGAUAAAUGGCAGCGAAUACUACAUCGACACAGACUCUUGGCUGACACAUGACCAGGCAAAGGCUAACUGCAUAACACGCAACUCCCGUCUUGUUACUUUUUCAUCCAGAGAAAAGUACAACGACCUGGUAACCUACCUGUCCACAAGAGGAUUGGGUUGGACUUGGUUCUGGACGGACGGAUUCAGACCAGUUAGCUCAAGCAGAUGGUUCUGGAGCAAUAGCAACACUGAAAUCACCGAGUUUUUGUGGGCCGUGAACAGACCCGAGGCGCAGAGUCUUUCUCAAUCGAGAUGCAUUACGUUCAGUUUUGAUUUCAAAGGCUGGGACGACGAUCCAUGCAACAUUGUGUUGCCACACGUGUGCGAAAAGUGUUGAUUUUAGAUAUACAAAAAAUAUACAAAUAUA